GCAGCCAUGCGGCGAGCUGGGGCGCUGCUCGCCCUCUGCGGCCUCAUCUGGAGCACCACCGGACGCCCUUCGCGAGAUUUUUGUUCUCAGACCCUUAACUCAGAUGUGAAACCAGGAUUUCCUAAAACAAUAAGCCCCAAUGACCCAGCAGUCCUCAAAGCGGCCAGACACAGUGUUGAAAGGUUCAACAACUGCACAAAUGACAUAUUCUUAUUCAAGGAGUCCCACAUCAGCAGAGCCCUGGUCCAGAUUGUGAAGGGCCUGAAGUACAUGCUGGACAUGGAGAUUGGCAGAACUUCUUGUAAGAAGACCCAGCACCCUAGUCUAGACAACUGUGACUUCCAGACCAACCAUACCUUACAACGGACCUUCAGUUGCUACUCUGAAGUUUGGGUCAUCCCCUGGCUCCAGAGAUUCGAGGUGUCCGUUCUCCACUGUCAGUGACUUCCACCUCUCAACAGGACUGCACUUGUGCUGUUUACUGUGCUCAGUCACAGCCCUGCCCUGGCUGUCACAGACCCUCAGACCUUCUGUAAUAUCUCAGCAGUGAGAGAAGUGCCCAUGGGUUCACUGCAGAGUAGCUGGGGUGGAAGAAAAAAGACACUGCCCAUGGCAAGAUUAAGUAUUUUGCAUUUUCUUCUAAACCUCAUUUUACUGAUGCUGUGCCCCUAGAUCUGGGGUCUGGACAUACAGGACUCAGUCCUCUGCUGGGAAUUUUUCAGGUCUUGGACCCUUGAGCAAUGCCCUCCCUGCUCUUGCACACUCAAUUACCCUGUGGUCCCAUGCUCACCAGUGAAAGCCCAGAGAUCCAUCCCUCUGACUAAAUAACCAUUACAGCACUGGGCAGGGGGCCCAAUUCUGCUAUUGAGCAUCUUGACCUUUUGUAGAUGAAUAAAGUCAUGAAUAAAUAGGAAUAAAGAACUUACCAUCUCAAA
Molecule: messenger RNA, 935 nt
Organism: Hyaena hyaena (striped hyena)
Lineage: Eukaryota; Metazoa; Chordata; Mammalia; Carnivora; Hyaenidae
Gene: CST7
Product: cystatin F
Exons: 4
Coding region: 7-444 (145 amino acids)
Biological process (GO): immune response; negative regulation of microglial cell activation; positive regulation of myelination
Cellular component (GO): Golgi apparatus; lysosome; late endosome
Molecular function (GO): cysteine-type endopeptidase inhibitor activity
Source: RefSeq, a predicted model, not a curated record